UGGUCUCAAUCACACAAACUUUCCCAAUGUCCUCCCAAAUCUUUAAACUUAUCUUAAUGUCUCUACAUAUAUUUCAGUAUCCCUCAUGUCCUUGAACAGAACUGAGACCUCCCCCAAUGACCUCUGGAUCCCCUACCACUUCCUCAUAGUCCCCAAUGUCCCCCUCCAGAAGAAUACAAGCUGGCCUUCGAUGUAGGAGAAAAGGUAAAAAAGAGGAUCUGAGGGGGUAGAGGAGAAACUUGCCCUGUGUCUGGAUAUUGGAAAGUAGAAAGACAUCAACAAGAAGGAGAGAGAAUACAGACUAUUGGUAUACUUGAAAUUUAAAACAAAUAUAAAUUUGAGGCUCUUGCAGAGGAAUUGGAAGAGCUUGAUUUGUAAAGGAAGAAGCUGCUCAUCCACUUGUGGUGCCGUGAGGUGAGAGAGAGCAUCCACUAAGGGUCAGAGGCAGAAAAGAGUGAUGAUUGGUGAUUCUUUACUCAGAGUCCUGAGACAGCUAGUUGUACUUUAAUAAUAGUUAGAGAGAGGUCUGUUAUUUUCUUGGCAGCACAUGGAUUCAGUACAUAAUUGUGAACCUCCCAUGGCUUGUCAAGAUAUGUGACUAAUAUCUGGUGAUUCAUAUGGGCAUAAAUAAUAUCGCUAGAAGGAAUCUAUAAAGUAAUACCAAAAAUUAUAAAAGUCUUGGGCAAGAAACUAGAAAUCAAAAGGACCCAGGUGGUUAUUUUUAUCACAACUACUCUCUGAAGGCAAGGGAUACAGAAGAGAACAGCUGAAUAAGAAAAUAAUACUUGAGUGGGAUUUUGAUUUCUCAGCCAUGACUUACAGUAGAGGAACGACAGACCUCAGGAUGGGGAUGGAGCACACCUAGCAAAGUGGGAUGGCAUUAGGACUAGUUCAGACCACACAUGAUCUGGAUGUGGGCUCCACCUUGGAUCAGCUGCUGGGGGCAGCAGAUGCUCUGCAGGCCCAGAUGUCAGAAAAUAAACUGAAGCUGAGGGGAGCCCAGGAGCAAGCGGCACAGGCAUCAGACACAGCUGCACAUUUGGGCAAGGAGCUGCAGACAGCCAAAUUACAGUUCUCAGAAUUGCAAUCUGGGAUUGAUGGCCUUGGGGAUGAAGUGAAUGGGGCCAAAAGUCGCUUGCAGCGGAUUCAUGCAGAAGCCCGGGAGCUGCUGAAGAAAGCAAGCAGGAGCCGGAACCGCCUAGAGGGGCUGGAGAAACGCUUUGCCCGGAAUGAGCAGGCGCUGGGAGAGAAGGCAGCGGAGCUCCGGGCCCUGGAGAGCAGAGCCCUGGGGCUGCUGGAGCAGCUGAGGCAGGAAGCCAGCGCCCACGCCACCUGCUGAUCCAGCGCCCCCACCCCCAGAGAGAGGAGCCCCGGCGUCCUGGGACACGGAGCCCCAUAAGAAGCACAACUGCAUUGCCAACAGCUCCCCUGCAUUUUUACCCCCGGCCCCCAUCCCCUGCACGCGGCCCCCGGGCCACCGAGCAUCCGCAGCUUCCUCCAUCCCCCGCUCUCGGCCCCGAUGCCACUGCGCUCCGGCCCCGCUCUCCGCUUAAACUUGCAAGAAAGCCACCCAACUAAUGUUCCCGAACUUGAAUCCCUCCCCAUUCCUCCGCUGAGCUCACCAAGUCCCGCCCCCGGAGCCCCCCGGGAGACAGGGCGGGGCGCGCCCUAAUGCGCGCUCCCGUCCUCGCGCGGGCUCGCGCAUUCCGGGACCCUCGCUGCCGGCGCUGAGGCCGCGCGCGCUCGGGCCGCCGCAAAGUCUGGAGCGGAUCAGGCGGACCCCGGGCCGGGCUCAGCAGAGCGUCGGCUUCUAGAUCCCUGGGCCCGAGGCCGCAGUCAAGGCUCUGGCCGGCCCGAGUCUUUGAGUGCGUCUUUGUCUAGGACGUCUCCAUCCAUUUUUGUUUGCUGCACCCAUUCCCUUAUAUGGGAAACGGAGGCAGCUUCGUGCCAGGGCGAAGUGGAAAUGAUACUCUUCCCCAGCUCUGGACUCCCAUCCCUGGCAGCCUCGGCCUGAGACGGAAACGUGGAUGGUGGGAGCCACCUUGCUGCCCCCGCCUCCCCGACAUCCCAGCCUCCCACUCCGUCCUCCGGGGGCCACCGUCACUGAAGACAAGCAUCUUUUCCUUUGUGUCCUCCCAGCUUUCCCUGUCCCUUGCCGAGCCAGGCCCAGAUGUGGAACUUUGCAAUUCAGUUCACCCAGCAUAAUGCCGUGUCUUGUCAUGGGCAGAAGAGGUUAAAACCCCAAGAGAUUUACCCCAGAGCAUUUUUGACAUCUGCUCUGAAACAAAGUGACUCGUGAAUAAAAACCAAUUCUAGAUUCAAAAAAACAUUAAAUCCAAGAAUAUGAACCAGAAGAGAUCUAGUCCAACUCCCCACAUAUUGUAGAAGAUACAACUGAAAUUCAGAAAGCUGAAGGGUUUACUAAAGCCACAGCUGGUCAAUGACAAAGCUGAGACUAGGCUUCAGGCUGCAGUCUGAAGUUCCUGUCUCCUUAUUCAUUCUCUUCCUGUCCUUCAAAGCUUAUUUUAUUUUACCUACCCCCAGGAAGCCUCUCAGAUUUCUCUUUCUCAUCCUACCCUUUGUUUAUUUAACUAGGUUGCUAACAUCUAAACUCUCUUCCCAAUCCUUUCUCAUCCUUCCAGGGUUAUUUUAGGUCACACUCCCAGGAAGCCUCUGAACUUCCUCUGUUUCACCUCCUGUCAGAUUGCCCAGUCAGAUCUGCCAAUGAGCUCCAAAUCUGCUCCCAACCAUCCACCCCCCAAUCCUUGCAGGGUCUGGGGGGGGGGGGGAAGUAGGUGUCAAUGAUCCAGGCCUGUAGAAAUAAACAUAAAUAAAGCUGGUGCUUCUGA
Messenger RNA from Sarcophilus harrisii (Tasmanian devil), 2849 nucleotides. RefSeq lists its product as uncharacterized. The coding region runs from base 875 to 1339 and encodes 154 amino acids. The transcript has 4 exons. The record is from RefSeq and is a predicted model, not a curated record. NCBI's taxonomy places the organism in Eukaryota, Metazoa, Chordata, Mammalia, Dasyuromorphia, Dasyuridae.